AUGACAGAGAUGAGGGGAGGAAUGUGCUCAGUGCUUUUCCAGGUCGCCUGGGUGACCUUGCUCUGCUGCCUGGGUGAAGCAUCAAAUGGCACAGAAGCUGUGAAUGGGCCCGGGCCUCCUCACCUUAUCUUUAUCAUGGUGGACGACCAGGGUUAUGGAGACAUUGGCUACCAUGGCUCAGAUAUCCACACUCCUGUGCUGGACCAACUCGCAGCAGAGGGAGUGAAACUGGAAAAUUAUUAUGUCCAGCCAAUCUGCUCACCUUCUCGCAGUCAACUGAUGACAGGCCGCUACCAAAUUCACACUGGACUCCAACAUUCAAUCAUCCGACCGCGUCAGCCGCUCUGCUUGCCCCCGCAUGUUGCCACCCUGCCAGAGCGUCUGCUCGAGACUGGAUACGCCACACACAUGGUGGGUAAAUGGCACCUGGGCUUCUGCAGGCCAAGCUGCCUUCCCACAGGACGUGGCUUUCAGAGUUUCCUGGGCACGCUCACUGGCAGCGGAGACCACUUCUCCUAUCGGAGCUGCGAUGGGGCGGAAGCCUGUGGAUUUGACUUGCAUGACGGAGACAGGCCUGCCUGGGAGAUGACCGGCAACUACUCCACGCUGCUUUACAUAGAGAGAGUGAAGCAGAUACUGAGGAGCCAUGACCCCAGUAAGCCCCUCUUCCUCUACCUGUCCCUUCAGGCUGCUCAUACACCUUUACAGGUACCGGAUCAUUUUCUCCACCUUUAUGACUCCCAGGGAAACCGGCUCAGGCGCCACUAUGCAGCCAUGCUGAGUUGUCUGGAUAGCGGUGUUGGAGAAGUAGUCCAACAACUUAAGACCAGUGGGUUUUAUGAAAACUCAGUAGUGAUUUACUCAUCAGAUAAUGGCGGGCAGCCACUCUCUGGAGGCAGUAAUUGGCCACUGAGAGGUGGCAAAGGGACCUACUGGGAAGGAGGCAUCCGUGCUGUGGGCUUUGUCCAUAGUCCCCUCCUGAAGAAGAAGGGUGUGAUCAGCCGGGAGAUGAUCCAUGUUUCUGACUGGUAUCCCACAUUACUCGGGCUGGCCGGGGCCCUGCAGUCCAACCGUGGCCUUGAUGGUCACAAUGUGUGGAGCACCAUCAGCGAGGGGCUCCCCUGUCCUCGAACUGAAAUCCUUUUCAACAUUGACCCAAUCUCCAGGAAGCCUGGAGAGCCAUAUGAAAAAGCAUUGGUACGCAAUGGGUUUGGGAUCUGGGACACAGCCGUGAGGGCUGCGAUAAGGGCCGGGGACUGGAAGCUGUUAACAGGAAAUGUAGGUGACGGGGACUGGAUACCACCACAGGCUCUUCCUGUCGGUCCAGAGCGGUGGAAGAGACUCGAGAAAGGGCGCAGGGAGCUAGGGAAGUCAGUUUGGCUGUUCAACAUCACCUCUGACCCAUAUGAGAGGUCAGACCUAGCGGACGCUCGUCCUCUGAUAGUGAAACAUCUGCUGACCAGGUUGGCAGAGUACAACCAGACAGCUGUGAUGGCCAUGAAUCCACCAGAUGAUCCUAUGGCUGACCCUGACCUCCAUGGAGGAGUGUGGAGGCCCUGGCUGGGCCUGGAGGGAGAGCAGGGGAAUAUGGUAGAGGAGAAUGGCAGGAAAGAAAGGAUGAUGAAGGUUAAGCACUGUAAACUAUGCAAAUUAAAAGCCCUCUUCAAAAAGGUGGGCUCACGUCUAGAGAGGAAAACCCUGUUUAUCUAAUGUUUUCAUCUAGCAACCUUAAUUAGAAACUCUUUGGCGAUCCUCAUAUAACAUGUGUCAUUUGAACACAUCUGAAGGCACCUUAAAGUGGUUAUUAUGAAUCAAUACACUCAGAGAUGAGGCAAACACAUCUGCUGUCAUGGAGAGGAAAUGAGAGAUGGAGGGGAGAAGAAUAGAGCCAGUUGUUCACAGGGGGAUGUGCUUCCCUUUGUUUUGCACAUGAAAAGACAAUUGCACACGUCUACACAGUUAAAUGUGUGUUUAAAGUAGCACUAAGUAUCACUAAACAAGUGGAUUUAACACCAGUACUGUUUGGGACCAAUUAGUGUGGGUGUUGUAAUUGUCAAUCAGUCGGUCAUAUAUACUUUAUUGUCCCCACAGGUAAACGUUUCAUGGGCAAAAGUGCUUCGACAGCUGCAGAAUAACACACAGCACAACAGAGACAAAAAACGGCUUAUAAAGGACACAUAAUAUAAGUAACAGAACAAAAAAAUAUGCAUGUUGCACCUUCCCUAAAGAAUUAGUAAUACAACACAAACAAUUAAGAAUACAUUAAAAUCUAGCCAAGACCUGACAUUAAAAUCUAAAACAACAAACACUAUAAAAACAAGGCAUUAGAAACCAGUAACCACACUGCAAAAUGUCUAAAGUGACACUGCUUAUUGAGAUACUGUGAGAGUCAACCUGUUCCCUUGUUGAGCUGUGUAAUAUACGCGUCCUUAGUAUUACAUUAACCUCUUUGAUGUUAAAUUAAACUCAUUUAAAUGUUUUUUUAUGGUCCUAAUUGGAACUGGUGUUUAGUUGACUCUUUUAGUGUUACUUCAACACUACAAAGUUUAUUAUGUUCUUCAUACAUGUACACAAGUGGUUAAGACCAGUACC
Messenger RNA from Solea senegalensis (Senegalese sole), 2592 nucleotides. RefSeq names its product arylsulfatase I. NCBI's taxonomy places the organism in Eukaryota, Metazoa, Chordata, Actinopteri, Pleuronectiformes, Soleidae. Bases 1 to 1710 code for a protein of 569 amino acids. The transcript has 3 exons. The record is from RefSeq and is a predicted model, not a curated record.